AAACGUUCGUAUCUGGCAACGCUGCGUUUAGAUUUAUAUACGCUAUUUUAUGAGUCCUUAUAAAAUUUUGUUAGUUGCAUAAUAAAAAAUGGGUUCUUCUAAAAAACAUAAGGAUAGAGACAGGAAAAAACAUAGAAGACGUUCUAGAUCUCGAUCUAGAGAAAGAGAACGACGACACAAAAGAAGUAGACAUUAUUACGACGAGGAAGAUGUUGCAGAGAAGAAAGAAGAAAUAAAAAUUAAGCAGGAACCAACUAAUGACGAAGAUGAAGAAAAUAUUGCAGAGGGUGGAGCAAAAUUAUCAUUAGGCAUAAGUGAUACAAACAAACUACGAGCAAAAUUAGGAUUGAAACCUCUAGAAAUAAAUGAAGAAAUUCAAAUACCAGGACUUGGAGAUGAAAGUUCUAAUGCCAGUGCUCCAGAAAGUGGAAAACAAGAAAUAUUUGUUAAAACAGAAAAUUUAUCCAAGAAAGAAGAAGCUGAAAAGUUGAAAGACAGAUUAACAACUUUGAAGGAGAAAAGAGUGAUUACAACAAAACUAAGUAAAGUUAAAGGACUUGCUGAAAGUGACUCAGAAGAAGACUCUGCAGCUAACUGGGUAACAAAAAGUCGUAAAUUACAAGAAGAGAAAGAAUUGGCUGACAAAAGAGUAUGUUAUGAAAUUUCAUUAAACUUAAAAGUUUAUCAUAUAUUUUUAUAAAAUCAUAUAUUAUAAAGAUUCUGAAUCAUAUUUUGUUAGACUAAUUAGUAUAUUCAUUACUUGCCAAAAGGUAGGAAAAAUUGCCAUAUAAUAUAAUAUAAGCAAUUAAAUAUCAGUACAGGAAAUUGAUACUGAUAUUUAAGGUAGGAAGUAAUCUUACAAAUAAGUGCCUUCCA
Messenger RNA from Centruroides sculpturatus (bark scorpion), 876 nucleotides. RefSeq names its product U4/U6.U5 tri-snRNP-associated protein 1-like. The transcript has 5 exons. Lineage: Eukaryota; Metazoa; Arthropoda; Arachnida; Scorpiones; Buthidae. Gene Ontology annotation, biological process: maturation of 5S rRNA; mRNA cis splicing, via spliceosome. Gene Ontology annotation, cellular component: U4/U6 x U5 tri-snRNP complex. The record is from RefSeq and is a predicted model, not a curated record. The coding region runs from base 89 to 700 and encodes 203 amino acids.